Messenger RNA from Phytophthora nicotianae INRA-310, 1306 nucleotides. RefSeq lists its product as hypothetical. Bases 17 to 1246 code for a protein of 409 amino acids. The record is from RefSeq and is a predicted model, not a curated record. The transcript has a single exon. Lineage: Eukaryota; Oomycota; Peronosporomycetes; Peronosporales; Peronosporaceae.
CGGCGAGUGUAUCAUUAUGAGCGUGAUAGCCCCACCUUCGUCCACUCCGGCAUCUGGGAGCUUACCGGAGCUCACACGCAGACUGCAAGACGAGCGCGAUGCUUUACGCGUAGAGGUGGAUCAACUGACGCGUCGACUAGCGCAGGAACGCACUGCUCGAUCUACACUGGAGAACGAGGCGCAAUUGCGAGAGCUGGAGUUGCGCCACAUGCAGCAACACAGCACCCAGGCAGCGCAGCAGGCUCGGGACAAGCAAAUAGCGUUGGAAAAGGAGCUGGAGGACGAGGUGGCCAUGCACAAGAUGGCGGUGCUGGGCAGGAACACCGCCACGCAGAAAAACACGACUCUGGCGGCCGAGCUCAAGGCUAUGGAAGGCAAGUGGAAGAAAGAGCUGGAGAAGAAGGAAAUCGCGAUGGCGGAGGCUGAGUUAGCUGCUGACGAGAUUCAGAAACUCAAAGCAGAUAGAAAUCAGCUCGUGCAACGCACUGAGAGCGACGCGAAACGGGUCCGAGAACUGUGGCAGCAGAUCGCACGAGAACAUGAAGUCAAGGUAAAUGCUCUCAUCCAGGAACUACAGAAUGCCCGACAAAUGUUGAAGGAUAUAGAGGUUACAGUGACUGAGUGUCGCCGGAAGAUUGGAAACAUGGAGGAAACGCUGCAGAAGACGAGGGAAGAGAAGGCGGCGCUACAGGAACAACUCGCCGCUGCGAUGAGUGAAAGAUCGCGUUCUUUAGAGCAGCAGGAGUUAGACCGCCUCAAGGAGAAGAGCUGGGGCAAUGAACAGCAUCGUGCAGCACUAGAAUUGCAGCAAGCAACAAAUGAGUGCAAACUACACGCACGACGAGAAGCAGCAGCAGUAAAAGAACGGGACGCAGCGGUGCAAGCAGCACGUACAGUCCAGGGAGAGCUGGAAGAGAGAACCGAGGAAUUGUUGGCUCUCAAGACCGAGUUCGCCAAUCUUUUGGAUAAACACGAGCUGCUGGCCACGCAGUCCAAGCAAUCAGCUCGUGAACGAGAAGCAAAGCUCAUUCUACGCACCCAGAAACUUCAUGACGGUAAGCGCUAUGCCGAGGAACUGGCACGGUUACGACAAGAAGAAGUAUCUGGGUAUAAGCAAGUUAUUUAUGCGGUGAACGCACGACUCACGGAGGUACAGGAGCUCAGCGAAGCCACUCAGACCAAUGCCUGGUCGUUGCCACAAGAUGCUAGCAAGGCAAAAACGUCACUAUGCAUCUACCGCCAUUAAAACAUCUCGGACUUUAUUGUAGUUAUUGCAAAAAAGAAAACGGCAUUGUUGUAGUUACAC